Molecule: messenger RNA, 2097 nt
Organism: Etheostoma cragini (Arkansas darter)
Lineage: Eukaryota; Metazoa; Chordata; Actinopteri; Perciformes; Percidae
Gene: mreg
Product: melanoregulin
Exons: 5
Coding region: 566-1285 (239 amino acids)
Biological process (GO): melanosome transport
Cellular component (GO): melanosome
Source: RefSeq, a predicted model, not a curated record
AAUCGAUGAGGGUUAGGCUCUUUGUCCUCUUCGUAAGGCUGAUGAGAAGCACCAGUCCUUGGGAUGCCAUCUGCUUGAGCUUCUCUACCCGGACAGGCUCCGGCUCAUGAUAUGGAUGUGGAGCCCUGACUGGGCCCUUUAAAUGGGAAGCUGAAAAUUAGGUAGAGUUUGGGAAUCGGUGACUUGUUUUGUAACUUUCUUUUUAACCUCAUUUUCUUUCUGAUUAUUUUUAACAGAUGUUCUUCCUCUGAGAGAGAAACCAGGUUGUUAACAUUCAUUCUAGUGGACCACAUGUUGGGACACGUGCCUUUUCUUAAUUUCUUUUUUAAUACAUAGGCUGUGAAUAAGGUCUCUUCUCUAAAGAGAGAGCAUGUACAGCACAGAAGCGUUGUGAAAUUAAAAGCAAAACAGCUGAGUUUAUACACAUCAGACCAGGCUCACCACUGGAAUCAGCUUUACUCCUGCUUGAAGAACCAAGGAAGUUGUUCUACCUUUCAAAGAACUGAAGUCUGAUUUACGUCUGGAUUAUCAACCAUUGUGAAAACGUACUACCCGUUGACUCUAGAUGGGUUCAGCGUUUAUGAAGCUCUGCUGCUGUUGCUGCUACGAUAGUGGUGACGACGAUGACGAAGAUGAGGAAAAGCAACCGUUAUUACCUCAGGAUCCGUUGGAGUAUUUUAACCGUGAAGUCCAGAAGCGUCGUGAUGAGGAGACCAACCUGUGGAGUGAGCCAGGAGACCCCAGCCACUCGGAGAGAGAUGAUGACCGGGUCCUAUACGGCCUGCUGCAGGCCAGGAACAAGACCCGCAUGGGAUCCACGGGCUAUCGCAGACUAAGUAUUGGCAUCGAUGCCAUGAGAGAUACCCGCCGAGAAGUCAGAGACAAAUGGAAGACGGUCAUGGAGCACUUAGGUUUCACGGCGGAGGCCGACUCGCUGCUGACGGUGUCUGCUGGAGCCUCAUAUGACCGUAUGCGUAAUGCCCCCGCAGCACGUGCCAUGCUUAAUACGCUCCACACUGAGACUUCCCUCUUCAGCAGCAGAGAGCCACCACCAGAGAGAUAUCUACUAAUCUUGGAUCGUCUCCUGUAUCUAGAUAUAGCUGAAGAUUUUCUGGAAAAGGCCAGGAGCUUCUAUCCUCCAAAGGAUGAUUCUGACGAGGAGGAGACGGGCCUUGCCAUAAACCUGCCGCUGCUGCUGGCCAGGGUGGAGGCCAUGAACGGAAAAGCCAAUGAAGAUGAGGACGAGAGCGGAGGAGAUGAUGGAAAUUUAAGUGACAGAUCUUAAGAUCUAGUGGCUGCAAUAAUAAUAAAUCCAUGGCAGGGGGCAGUAGUCAUCAACCCUGGAGACAUGGGUGAUAGAAAUGCAUAGCUCUUAACUUAAAAUGUGUUGCUGCUUCUUGGACGCUUUAGACCGAAUAAUUUUUUUUUUCUCCCACAUCUGCACAGCUUAAGUCUUAUUCUAUUUUCACUAGCCAAAAUCUAAAAGGACUUUUUUCAAAUGUUCUGGUAAAUGUUGCAGUGGUAUUUAAUGUCUGUAUCUUUGAUUCUGUCUACCACAGUGUUUUAUGAAGUUCUUAGCCUGUUGAUUGUUCAGCUGUAGUGAACCUUCAGGGUAGCAAUGUUCCUUUGAGCAGAUCCUCUUCAUGUUUUGUCCUAUGAUUAUCAACACGCCUUCCAUCACAUGAUGGGUAAGAAGACUGAAAAAAAUAGCCCAGAGAUCAGAUUUUUCUUACAGUUUCACAAUAACGUGUAUAUUGAUACUUUUAGCUCGUAGUCUACAUUUAGUUUUAAACAUUUGGGAAAAUAGCAGAUGGAAAUACAGUACAGUAUGUUGAAGCAUUUAAAUUGGUUGUGGAUGUGACUGAGGUGAAUUUUAGGUAAUGCAUGAGGGUGUUUUCUCCCCUCCAGCAAUUAAAUACCUAAAAUGGGAAAGAUUUCUAGGCUCAUAUUGACGUUUGUGUAUGUGUUCUUGUGUCCAGUUUAUGAUAAAUAAAGUUCCAGCCUAAAGCCUGUACGGUGUCACAUGGUAUGAUAACUUCUCUGGGGCUGCCUCAUGUGAAGUGAUAGAAGUUUCCAUUUACUAAAAACUUACACAAA